Messenger RNA from Bombyx mori (domestic silkworm), 2456 nucleotides. RefSeq names its product facilitated trehalose transporter Tret1-2 homolog. Gene Ontology annotation, biological process: carbohydrate transport; transmembrane transport. Gene Ontology annotation, molecular function: sugar transmembrane transporter activity. Lineage: Eukaryota; Metazoa; Arthropoda; Insecta; Lepidoptera; Bombycidae. The transcript is spliced from 10 exons. The record is from RefSeq and is a predicted model, not a curated record. Gene Ontology annotation, cellular component: membrane. Bases 173 to 1567 code for a protein of 464 amino acids.
GUUUAACGCGAGAGAGUGCGAGAUACGGACUCGUAUACGUCCGUAUGCUCGAACGCGGCGGCGAGUCGUUUUUCUGCGGUUGUCAAUGAGCAAAUCGCAUUGACGAACGGACCGAUGGUUCGUAUACGAAGUGGUCUCCACCGAAGCGCCAGUCAAGACGCAAGCGCACAACAUGGAGCAGGGCCAAUUGUGGAGACAGUACAUCAUAGCCGGCGUGGCGAACAUCGCCAUUACGGCUACUGGUUUUGCUUUGGGGUGGACUUCGCCGGUGAACUUGAAGCUCUUGGAUCCUGACGACACACCCUUGCCGCGACCCGUCACCAACGACGAAAUAUCAUGGAUCGGAUCCCUUAUAUCUGCCGGAGCUAUGUUCGGUCCGUUCAUUGGAGGUUUCCUAGCGUCAACAAUGGGUCGUCGAUGGGGCAUUCUUCUGUCAUCUGUACCACUCAUCGUCGGCUUUAUCUUGAUGAUAGCCGUUCAAAAUGUUGAAAUGAUUUACGCUGGCAGAUUCGUUUGGGGCCUGGCAGUCGGGAUGCUGUUUACGGUCACACCGAUGUAUUGCGCUGAGAUCGCAACGGAUGACACGCGCGGUGCCUUGGGAUCAUUCCUCCUGCUAUUUGUAGUAUCUGGCUUCCUGCUGGUAUACGCAGUAGGACCGUUCAUCUCCUAUUUCGCGCUGCAGUAUGUCGGAGUAGCUAUAGUCGCUAUCUUCUGCGUGCUAUUCUUCUUCAUGCCUGAAACCCCGAUGUAUUAUUUGAACAAAGAUGACGUAGACUCUGCGGCCAAAUCCCUGCAAUUCAUCAGGGGAAAAUCUCGCGCCGGAGUGGAAGCUGAACUAGACAAGAUGGCCGCUGAAGUCAGGGGCGCAAGCCAGAAAACUGCUUACUUAUCGGACGUGUUCCGCGGCGCCAACUUCAAGGCGUUCUACAUCUCGUGCGCCCUCGUGGCCGCCCAGCAGUUAUCCGGCAUCAACGCAGUGCUGUUCUACAUGGCGACCAUCUUCGAAACGGCCGGGGCCAUUCUGGACUCCGCCAUCGCGACAAUCAUCAUCGGCGCCAUGCAGGUCGGUGCCUCAGCAGUCACGCCCCUGGUGGUGGACCGACUCGGCCGCAGGAUGCUGCUCCUCAUCUCCUGCACCGGAACAACUAUUGGACUCGGCCUCCUUGGCAUGUACUUCAUAUUGGACACCAACGGCAGUCCAAUAGUCGACAGCAUGAGGUUCCUACCCAUUCUGGCGCUGACGCUGUUCAUCAUCUCAUACUGCUUGGGCCUGGGUCCUCUGCCAUGGGUUGUAAUUGGAGAACUCUUCCCGAUUGACGUGAAGGCGUUGGCUUCUCCAAUAGCCACGGCCUUCUGCUGGCUGCUGUCCUUCUUGGUGACUAGAUAUUUCUACCUAGUAGCCGAUAUAGUUGGAAUGGGUGUGGUCUUUCUCAUCUUCGGAGUUUGCUGUAUAGUAGCGUUCUUCUUCACAUUCUUCGUGGUGCCGGAGACGAAGGGCAAGAGCUUCCAAGAGAUCCAGGAUAUGCUGGCUGGGAAGGUGUCGCCAUCGAAAACCGAGACAAUUUAAAACCAAAUAAUGUUUUUUAAAACUUACGAUAAAAUACGCGAGCAUUAUGUUAUUUUACUUCGAAUGAAAUAUUUAGUGAAAGGCUAAUUUUUAUAUUGUACUUCAUUGAUAUUUAGUUGUAAUUUAAAAUAUGUCUUCCAGUUUUAUUCGCACUAAGCUAUCGAAUUUAUUGAUUAUGAUAUUUAAUAGAGAAAAAUAUAGUUGUAAAUAUAAUACUAUUAUUAUUUAAAGGGUUCUUGCAAUGAAUUUUAAGUUAAAGCCGUUCCCGUUAUAUCUUAAUAAUAAUAGUGUUUAAAACUUAAAAUUUUGAUAAACGUGAAAGAUUUUAAGAAAAAUAGAUUUAAAAUAAUAGUUACAUGUGAUAAUAAUAUAUUAAUGGGAAAAGCGUGAAUAAAAGCUUUAGGGUUGGUAGCUUGUGAAACGAAUUGUAAACGAAUUAAAACUAGUUUAAUUAAAUUUGUUAGCUUUAAAAAAUAUCAUUCAGCGAUAUUCAGAAAUGGCUUACUUUAUUUAAUAUCUGCGUAAGAGGAACAAUAGGUACAUAAAUGACGUAAUUGGACUAUAUGAAGUUGCUCCUGUAUCAAUGAAUAUUAUGCUCUUUAUAGACUAUACAAUAAGAUUCAUAAUGUUGAUAUUAACUUUCUGAAACUUAAUACGGACUACGCCAGAGGUGCAGACAUUUAAAUCAUCUCUAAAUUCUCUAUUAAACAGUGUAGUAAAUGUAAGGCAGAAAGAGCUUUAUAAACAAACAAAGGCUAUAGGCAAAGGAUAUUCAAUAUUCCCAAGCUAGGAUUAUAAGUGAAAUGUAUUAAUUACUUGUAAAAUUUAUACUAAUUUUAUUUAGGUAUAUUUUAAAAUUUUGUACAUAAAAUGUAAGUUGUGUAACGUC